Messenger RNA from Hippocampus zosterae (dwarf seahorse), 4505 nucleotides. Its product is annotated as phosphatidylcholine:ceramide cholinephosphotransferase 1-like. Bases 343 to 1560 code for a protein of 405 amino acids. The record is from RefSeq and is a predicted model, not a curated record. The transcript is spliced from 6 exons. Gene Ontology annotation, molecular function: ceramide cholinephosphotransferase activity; protein binding; sphingomyelin synthase activity. Gene Ontology annotation, biological process: ceramide biosynthetic process; sphingomyelin biosynthetic process. Gene Ontology annotation, cellular component: Golgi membrane; endoplasmic reticulum membrane. Lineage: Eukaryota; Metazoa; Chordata; Actinopteri; Syngnathiformes; Syngnathidae.
CCUACUUCUCUGUACUGUUGUUAAGCGCCUGGUCAGGAGUACGCCAGUCGGAUUUAACGGAGUGACGUGUGGCGCAACACGAUCACUGCCUCGGCACUUGGAAGAUAACUAGUUCAAAGACUCCACGGUGUGCGGCGACCAAAAACAACCUGGACUUCUACCUGUUGACCCUGAACACAAGGGGUCCCUGCGGGUGCCCCCCCCCUCACCACCACCACCUCCGAUUCGAUGCUCCAUAAACACCAUGCACCGGAGCUGGUGUGGAUUUAACCCUGCCCUUUAAAAGUGCCGAACCACCCGCGUCCUUUCACCUGCCAUCCGAGGACACGCCCGCCGGCCGAUAUGACGAGGGUAGCGGCGUGGUCCGCCAAGGACGUCGCGGACUGGCUGAGCAAAGAGGGCAUGACUGAGUAUAUUGACGCCCUGCACCAGACGGACGGCGCCGCCUUGCUGCAGCUCAGGCAGGCCGACUUUCACCGACCGCCGCUCCUGCUGGUGUCGUCGGAUGGUGGGCAGCAGCUGCUGGAGCGUCUGGAGACACUGCGGAUCGAGACCCACAUCGAGGCGCACAAGAACGGCCACGCGAACGGCCACGCCGGCGGCCUGCCCAACGGGACGGUUAAACCCCAACGGAACGGGACAUUGCGGACGGCUGAGAUGGUGCGCAUUCCCAUCCCUCCGAUGGAGGCCUCGCGCACCUCCUUACCGCCCGAGUGGGGCAAGACGGGCGUGGCGUUCGUCUACGCGGUGGUGUGCUUCGUCACCACCACCGUCGUGAUCUCGGUGGUCCACGAAAGGGUGCCGUCGAAAGAGCACACCCCACCCCUGCCCGACAAAUUUUUUGACCUGUUCAACAGAGUUGAAUGGGCCUUCUCCAUCUGCGAGAUUAAUGGCAUGCUGCUGGUGGCGCUGUGGCUCUUACAGUGGGCUGUCCUAAAGCACAGGUCAAUCAUAGGCAGGCGCUUCUUUUUCAUUGUGGGUACACUGUAUUUGUAUCGGUGUAUUACCAUGUACAUCACCACUCUGCCUGUCCCCGGGAUGCACUUCAAAUGCUCUCCGAAGCUUCUGGGCGACUGGGAAGCACAGAUGAGGAGAGUGAUGAAGAUGAUUGCCGGCGGCGGCCUCUCCAUCACGGGCUCCCACACCAUGUGCGGAGAUUACCUAUACAGCGGCCACACGGUCAUGCUAACGCUAACGUACCUCUUCAUCAAGGAGUAUUCCCCCAGAAGGUUCUGGUGGUACCACUGGUUCUGCUGGACCUUGAGCGCUGUGGGAGUCUUCUGCAUCCUUCUGGCGCAUGACCACUACACUGUGGAUGUGGUGGUGGCCUACUUUAUUACGACACGCCUCUUUUGGUGGUACCACACGAUGGCCAACCAGCAGUCGCUGAAAGAGACAUCGCAGAGUAACCUUUUCUCGCGGGUGUGGUGGUACCAGCUCUUCCUGUACCUGGAAGAGAACGUCAGCGGCAUCGUUCCCCGCUCCUAUCAGCUGCCGCCGUGGGUGAGAACUGUGCAGUGGAACCGCGGCGUCAUGUACAGCCGGCUUGAUGUCCAGUGACGCUCACCGCGACGUCAUGGCAGGCAGGACUGUGAAUUCCAAAAGUGCUGUUUUUUUUUUAAGGCGGAACGUACAGUUUCGAUGUAGCGCACUCCUUCCCCUCCUCCCUCCGAAAGCAGGUGAUGCCUCUGUUUUCUCUCCUGUCCCUUCUUUUUUUUUGUGUGUGUGUAUUUUUGUUCUCUGCAGGUAGCAUCAAAUAUUUCUUUUUAUUUGUUUUGGUAUAUCGUCCUUUGUGUCACUUAGCAUUUUCAAACAUUUAAAAAAAUAUAUAUCCUCAGUAAUAUUAAUGUAUCUAACGAGUAGUUUUUCCCCACUUGCACUUAGCGCAAAAUCAAUGUCAUGUUUUUGUGCUUUUUAUUUUUAUUUUUUACUCUCCCAGGUGUAGUCUCGUAAAAAACGCCAAUUUUUUUUUUAAAAUCCCCAAUACACAAAAAUAUUUUGUUUUUGAUUAACACAAUUGGUGAUAUUUUUUGUUGGACAGCGACAACAUUUUAAGUUAAAAAUGUCACCUGCAUUUGUUUUUUUUUUUAAAUCAAAGUACCAUAAUUCACGUUUUUGUAAUCUAAACUUACUCAAAUGAGUCAAAGGUGCAAAUAACUAUUUUUUCUAACCAUGUUUAUUUUUCAAGAGAAAAAAAAACUCCGCCAAAAUGUUUUUUUUUAAAGACUUUUACCUUUUUCAAGAAAUUAUAAGGAUCUAUAAAGAAAUAUCAUAGUGCCUUUUCUUGCUUGAUUGUGAAGCAACUUCAAGUACCAUAUGUCUUGCAUCCCUUGAGCUACAGUGGAGUCACAAGGGGUCCGGUUUUGUCUCCAUGAAUGUAAAGACACCCCCCCCCCCCCAAAAAAAAUGGCAGCCUUACUGCAAGGAUUGGUCUUCCCAAAUGAGUGUGACACAUGUCCCAUCUGUGUAUUUCUUGAUGCUUUGUAAUGACCUUUUACGCUUGGAUAACAGGAAAUAUGACUGUUAUAUGUAUAUUUUUUAAGAAUGUCCGUAUCAUUUCAUUAAGUUUUGAAGCAACACCAGCGCUGAAGCGGGGUACACGCUUACCGCUUUUGAACAUCUGCGUGAGCGACCCUCACGUGGAAAGAAAGAGUGCUUUUACAGCUCUUGUCACCCAUCGUCCACUAGUUGCGCUGCGACUCAAAAUUUGCAUCGGCAUCCAAAUACACGUUUUCGAACAGCCGUGUGAUUCAGAUGGCUAUUGCGAACCCGUACCAAUAAAGUAUGGUGGACCUAUGGAUGUGAAAGUGAAGUGUAGUGAGUCUCUGAGUAAACUCAAGGAAUGAUUCCGUUUAUCCACACUCUUAGACCAUGCCAGUUUCCUUUCUUGCUAUUACCGUAGCGACAGCAGCAAGUGUACAGUCGCGUCAUGCUGUUUGGGUUUCAGUGUGGGGCGGGGCAGCACAGGACACUUUUUGUGGUGCCUCAAAAUAAUAUUUCCCGAUAAGAACAUAGAGUGGCCAAAUGUAUUUCCUUAGCGAUUGUCCAGUUUGGUCUUUUGGUUACAUCGCUCACUGUAUGACGGGCAUGACGAAUAACUAGUUCAAUUUUAAAAUGUGACCAGUAGCACGUCUACUCGUACAUUAUGGCUCAUGAAUAACACGUACUGAAGUUUACAUGCAAGUGAGGCCAAAGAGCGUAGUGGUAAAGGACCUCAAGUUGGAUAUCCGAAAUAUUGGAUAAAUGCCCAAAGGUUGUAGUAGUAGACCGAAGCGGCACUAGUCGUGAACAAUUGUAUGAGUAAGACAUUUUUUAUCCUCAACGUGUUGUAUUGUCUUAAUAGGACGGACAAAGAGUGUACUAGUGUGUAUGGACCUGUUUCAAUGGCUUCCCAUUGGUUAAUGUUUAUCAGAGUCACCCCUUCGACAGUUCAUCAGAGAUGGGGGGGGGGGGGGACACUUGCAACACCCCACGGCACAGGAUAAUCGUGCAGGAUAAUCUUUCAGAGACUGUUGUGGAUUUAGGUGACCAUGUUGUAAUUCGGCCUAAAAAUUGGUCUGCGUGUACCCCUUCUUAAGCAUUACUUCAUGCUGAGAGAAUGUUCACUGAAGGUUCUAGUCAAGUGUUCAAGUUAGUUGACGCAGUAAAACAGUAACUGGAAGCAUAACUGAAAUGGUUCUGAAUGUGCUUCAUCCACCGUACGGGGCUGGGGAAUCUACCUCUCUUAGAAAACACCUCCCCCCAAAUUUUUGGUCCUUACAUCAUGUUACUCACAAAAUUUUUGUGAGUAGAGUAUUAUAAUUAUUUUUUAAUCAAUUAAAGGUUCCCCAUUCUUGUUCUUAGCAUUUCAAUUUGGAGACGGUGUAUAUUUACUCCGCCGGUCUUCCAAAUAUACUGAGAAAACAAUCCAGCGUGAGAGGUCUCCAAAGGGGCAACGAGAUGGUGGUGUGAAGUGAUCGUGGCGUCAUUUUCCUUGAAUGUGAACAGUGUCCUGCUUUAAUGAUACCUAGACAGUCACAGGCUGAAAACCUAACAAAAUAAUUUUCAGUUCCAAACCCUUGUUUUGGGUUACAGCUAAACUACCCCUUUUUUUUUCUUCUUCUGUCGAGUAUGUCAAAGGCAGAAGGCUAGGGACUAUUUCUUUUUUUGUGACUUUGCACACCGUUCAAAAAGCUUAGCAGUGUUCAUACAGACAUUGUCCAAUCAUCUCUUUGUUUUCCACAAGAGCACAACAUGUUCCUCAUGUGCACCCAUGUCGUGAUUAGGUUGAACUAAUUGUCCAAAUUGGACUGUAAUAAUGGCUGAUGAAAGGCAGAGAAGACAUUUGUGUCUUUGGUUUGCCAAUCAAGCCGUUGUUUUUUUUUUCUUUUGUUUUUAAUUAUCCUGUAUGUAUGUAUAUUCAUCUGUUCAAGCAGUUUAUCCCAUUUUGUGCAUAUACCACCAGUUUGUAAGAUAUGAUAAAGGAAUCUACAUGGGACGCCCUUGAAUAAAAAGGUUUUACUAUA